AUGAAUGACAACAUUACCUUGAAUACCACCGAUUUACUCACUCACUGCGUGAUCUCCAAUUCGUCUCCGCUCCUACCCGUUUGUCAACUGUUGGCAUAUACGAUCCUUUUUAUCAUGUCCAUAUUUGGUAACAGCAUCCUCAUCGGGGCCAUCGUCAACUAUCCCCGGACACAGACGAUCAUGAAUUACUACAUCAUCAACAUGGCAGUCGCUGACCUGUUGACAACAGUGUUUGACAUGGCGGUACAGAUUUGGCAUUACGGUUUGUUGAUAGCAAAUAAGCCAUUUGAAUGGUUUAGCGGUGUUUUUGGAGAGUUCAUGUGCAAGUUUGUCGUGUUUAUCCAAGGAACAGCGCAAGCUUGUACCGUUCUCACUUUAACUGCCAUCGCCAUCAACAGAUUUCUUGCAGUGAUGUUUCCACUGCGUCGUGCGGCAAGCAAAACCAAAGUGGUUAUCAUUCUGCUGCUCAUUUGGGGAUCGUCCCUCGCUAUUGCGUCACCGAUGCUUUACACUAUGAGACUUCACGAAGGGCAAGGUGCCUUUUCUUGUAUUGAGAAUUGGGAGCCAUUUUUCGACAAUGCGUCAUCGCCGAGACAUUACACUCUGGCUCUAUUCAGUUUACUGUAUGUCGCACCUCUUCUGAUGAUAGCCAUUCUGUACUCGGUUAUUGCAUUUAAACUUUGGGUGAGAACAGUCCCAGGAAACGUCACAGCGCCAAACCAACUGCUUGAGCUUGAGACAAGAAGGAAAAUACUGAAGAUUUGUAUGACAGUGGUUUUUAUUUUUACACUUUGUUGGCUCCCCAAUUAUAUUUACCUUAUGAUUCAAUUUGUUCCUGAAAAUAACGGCAAAUGUUAUCCCCCAGAAUACGUAGCUUUCUUAGGGCUUUUUUUUGGUGACGCAAACAGCUCUAUUAACCCGUUUAUCUACAUCAUAUUUAACAGUGAAUACCAGAAGGGCAUGAAAAAAGUCCUCAAGCGCUGCUGCAUUCCUUGCAAGUCGAAUAAACUGCGUAUGUACUCUAGCAGAAUUACACUCAUCAGCUAUCCAUCCUUGCGGACCUUUAGGGAGCUAGAAUUAACACCUAUGAGACAAACUCUGCACCAAACCAACAGCGGAUUUAAGCAAGGGUUUAUCAUUUCUUGA
Molecule: messenger RNA, 1146 nt
Organism: Pocillopora verrucosa
Lineage: Eukaryota; Metazoa; Cnidaria; Anthozoa; Scleractinia; Pocilloporidae
Product: substance-P receptor-like
Biological process (GO): G protein-coupled receptor signaling pathway
Cellular component (GO): membrane
Molecular function (GO): G protein-coupled receptor activity
Source: RefSeq, a predicted model, not a curated record